AAUACCUAGUACAGAUGAACUAAGAUCAUUAUGAAGAGCGGAAAAUUACCCAUCAGCAUUGAGGAUGAGCGCGCACGUUUGCGCCGCAAUCAACGCAAUUCUCGAGCCAGAAAACAGGCAUAUGUACAGGACCUCGAGCAGCGCUGGAAUGAAUGUGUUAGGUUAGGCGUGCAAGCUACCAUUGAGAUGCAAAGAGAGUCUCAGAAGAUCCAAGAUGAGAAUAAACUUCUCCGCCGUUUGUUGCACAGGCAAGGGUUGGAUGAUGUGGCUAUAGAGGCGGCGAUGGUUACUCUCCUAGCUCAGGAGAGUAAGGCCCAGCCAGCUCAUUCUCCGAUGUGUCCGAUACAGACCGUUGACAAUCAUUCUGGCAAACAGCAAUCUGGAGCCGAAGAGUUACCUCAAGCUGAAGUGCCUUCGGAUGCACAGGCCGACGCAUAUCAGGGAUUGAAUAUCGACGAGUGGCUGACGGAUCUUUGCAACAUCAAAGAUGCUUUCGUUAGCGAUGUGUUUGAUGGAGACCAGCAUUCUUAGCUUAUCAGCAUUCACCAAGAGCUUUCACGAACUUAGGCAUCGGUCUGCAACAUGAUAGGGGUUUCACCAAUUUAGAUGAAAAAAAAAAAAAGAACAAACAGACUACAUGUGAUUGAGACUUAUAUUGUACUCUCACUACGAUUGAAUUCUAGUUUUAUUUCUGUGAAUAUGCUUCAUUCAUUAUUUUAAGC
Messenger RNA from Xylaria bambusicola, 722 nucleotides. RefSeq lists its product as uncharacterized. The transcript is spliced from 3 exons. The record is from RefSeq and is a predicted model, not a curated record. NCBI's taxonomy places the organism in Eukaryota, Fungi, Ascomycota, Sordariomycetes, Xylariales, Xylariaceae. Bases 31 to 531 code for a protein of 166 amino acids.